This is a messenger RNA of Kluyveromyces lactis, 852 nucleotides long. RefSeq names its product ubiquinone biosynthesis protein COQ11 (gene COQ11). The coding region runs from base 1 to 852 and encodes 283 amino acids. NCBI's taxonomy places the organism in Eukaryota, Fungi, Ascomycota, Saccharomycetes, Saccharomycetales, Saccharomycetaceae. Gene Ontology annotation, molecular function: protein-containing complex binding. The record is from RefSeq and is a predicted model, not a curated record. The transcript has a single exon. Gene Ontology annotation, cellular component: mitochondrion.
AUGAUGAGACGCAUUGCUUUAUCAAAAAGGGUCCUUUGUAUACCGGAAGCCAUUGAUAUGAGUCGCAAAUUGAUAGUACUUGGUGGUACUGGAUUCUUGGGGAAACGUAUCUGUGAAGCUGCUGUUGGAGCAAAUUUCCAAGUAGUUUCACUAUCGAGGUCGGGAAAGGCUACUUCAUCUGAACCAUGGGCAAAUGAAGUUGAAUGGAGAUCUUGUGAUAUUUUUAAUCCUGACACAUAUGCACCAGUACUUCGUAAUGCCACUGAUGUAGUUCACAGUCUAGGAAUACUUUUGGAGAAUGAGAAUUACAAGAAACAAAUCAAUGGUUCGUUUUGGUCGGUACCGAAGUUAUCGUUCGGAGGGUUUGGUAAGAACCCAUUGGCACCAAAAAAACCUGAGAGAUCGAGAUUUACAUACGACAUGAUGAACCGUUAUAGUGCCACCUUACUUGCAGACACUUAUAUGAAGGUGAACGGUGGUCAAGCUCAGACUUUCAGUUACAUUUCGGCUGACAGAGGAUUCCCAUCAAUUCCAAGUGGAUACAUUGAUUCUAAGAGACAGGCCGAAGAACACAUUUCCCAAUACGGGAAACAGAUAAGGUCCAUCAUUUUAAGACCUGGGUUUAUGUUUGACGAAAGAAACUCUGAAUCGGAUGGAAGAACGCAGAUUCGUAAUUUCUUGCAAAUGUUGAACUGCGGUAAUGAAAUGGUACUUAGACAAAAGAUACCGUUUGUCAACGACCUUGUGCGACCAUUAAUCUCUACACAGCAAGUAGCACACUCGUUAAUAUUAGCAUUACAGGAUCCCAACUGUGAAGGGGUAUUGACCUUGGACGAAAUGCUCAAGAUGUAA